Molecule: messenger RNA, 2723 nt
Organism: Amphimedon queenslandica
Lineage: Eukaryota; Metazoa; Porifera; Demospongiae; Haplosclerida; Niphatidae
Product: serine/arginine repetitive matrix protein 1-like
Exons: 4
Coding region: 50-2608 (852 amino acids)
Source: RefSeq, a predicted model, not a curated record
CACGCCUAUCUAUAACAUUAAAUUAAUAACUAAAAAUAAUCACCUAAUCAUGGCGACUUCUCCUUCUGGUCUAGAUCCUCCUGCCGCCCUAAUGGUCGAAGACGGGGCAGAUGGAGGGGGAGGAGAAGAGGAAUCUACGAGGAUGAAAGUGCUGGAGGAUAUGGUAAAGAAAUUAAAGCUGGAGAAAGAAGAACUUAUGAAUCAAAUGUCCAACAGUAGAGGAGAUGAUGAUGAUAGUAGUUCCUCGUCUCUUCUUAAUGGGAACGUCCGGGUCACUACGCCCAUCAGCCUCGAAGACAAUGAUGACAUUCUAGAAAUGAUUAGUGACAAAGAAACGGAAGACGACAUGUGGUUAUACGUGUCACCACUUCGCCCACCCACAAAAGAGCAUAAGAAGAUAAGUCCGUCACAAUGGCUCUCAGAAGGGAAGAUGAGACAGAGAGCGUCAUACAGGGAGCAAUCCUUUCAAGACAUCAAGACCUCACUCGCUUUUGCCAUGAGCGAAACAGAAGUAGUGCCAAAAAUGUCUUCAUCAAAACUGUCAAAAGGCGGACGAGCUUCUCCAUCUAAUAAAACAGCACAGAAGUAUUUGAAUGAAGUGAGGAGAAGGAGGAAUUCACUAAGCGAGUCUGAGGACAGCUCUUCUGAGAGGGGAGGUCCCUCUCCGUCCCGUUCACCUGUACCAACCGUUCGCAAGUCGGACACAUUUACCAAGAAAGCUCGUAAUGUUCCCGUAAGACCAGUAGUGCCAGCACAGGCUCCUCGUGGUAUCGGAGCCGCUGGAAGUGAUAGAGAUAAUGAUUCCAGCUCUUUAAAAGUAAAAAGAUGGGAUCCUUCAAAGGCUGCAGUGACAAGCGACGGAGAGGAAGAGGAGGAGGAGGAGCCAAGGAGGUGGAAGGUAAAGCAAGUUCGUGGUACGCCACCUCCAACUAAUAAGUGGAAAGUGAAGCAAGUCCCUGAUAGUGAAGUAGGAGGGGACGAGGCGAGCGAGUCCAGUCCACAAGAAGAGAGGAAAUGGAAGGUAAAGCAGGUUGUUGAUCCCAGCCCGAAUGAAGAAGAGAGAGAGCAAGAUGAGGUCAUACCUAAUCUACAAAGAAAAUGGAAGGUCAAGCAAGUUAUUGAUCCCGGCCCGAAUGAAGACGAGAGAGAGCAAGACGAGGUCAUACCUAAUCUGCAAAGAAAAUGGAAGGUCAAGCAAGUGGUUGAUCAUAAUGAGGACGAGGGGAAAGAGGAGGAGGAAGAGGAGGUUCCUCAGAGGAAGUGGGCAGUGAAGCAAGUACCUGAUGCUAGUGAAGAGUCAAGACCGAUAAACGUUACUAGAGAGAGCACUCCAACCCAAGAACCACCUCGGAGGAAAGGGACUUAUACUCUUGAGGACGAGGAGGGAGAGGAGGAGAGAGAGAUGCAGCAUCGUAAGAUUGAGAGGAAAGGAACGUACACGGCCAUCGGAGGAACAGAGAAAGAAGAGGGAGAUAGGGGAGAAAAGAAGAGAGAGGAGGAGGGGGAGGAGGAGAGAGAGGUGCAGCAUCGUAAGAUUAAGAGGAAAGGAACGUACACGGCCAUUGGAGGAACAGAGAAAGAAGAGGGAGAUAGGGGAGAAGAGAAGGGAGAGGAGGAGGGGGAGGAGGAGGAAGAUGAGAAAAAGGGAGGAGCUACUGUGAAACGUAGUGGAACUUUUACUAAAGAUAAGCCGAAGGUGUACUCGAGGCGACCGGAUAACGAUGGAGGGAGGGACAGCUCAGCUAGCGAUAGGACAAUGUCACCAAUAGACCCCGGAGAGAAUCUUAAGAUAAAAUGGACUCCAACGAAUAGGAACCCUUCUCCGUCCUCCGGCGACGAGGGUAAGAGGACUCGGACUCAGUCACCGACUAGUCCUAGAGGAUCACCGGAACAAACGAGACAAUCUCGGUAUUCAACUCAUCAAGCUCAGUUGAGGCAAAUGCCUCAGAUGCCGCACCCAUCCAUUGGUGGGCGGGGUCAGUUCCGAUCGCCUGUUUCUAGACAGGGACUCCCGUCUCCUCUGAGGCAGCAGAGACAGGCAGACGGAGGAGGGGGAGGGACCUCUCCUUAUACCUCACCCGUCAAACCGGUCACUCCUAGACUCCGCCCACCAUCACCUAGGAGAAGCCAGCCUAGUGCUAAUGAAGAGAAUACACCAACUAGUACUCCUAGAGUAGCAACUGCUCAGACCACACCUACUGGUCACACUCCUAGGGGAAGCAGUGCUCAAACCACACCUACUGGUCACACCCCCAGAAUGAAUGCUCAAACCACACCCACUAGUCAUACCCCCAGAAUGAGUGCUCAAACCACGCCCACAGGUCAAUCGGGUAUUUCUCCGAGAGGAAGGGGAGCGAAGGGACUAUCCCCCGGUAUCAAAAUAGCGAGACCUUUGAAUCCGUCUCAAGGAGGAGGUGCUUCGUUGUCAGGGCAACAGCCACAGAGGAGGCGUAUCUUACCUGUUGCCCAGUCAACUAAAGGGAUGUCCCCACGUGCCGGGGGUAAAGUUGUGAAGAGUCCAAGGGGAACAGAGUCUGGUGGAGGGAGGGGCAAGAAACAGUCCCCACAAGAGAAACAAGAUGACAGUUGGCUUGAUGAAUGCUUUUAGAGUGUUACACAGGAACAAACAAACCUUUUUAAUCAUUAUUAUUAUUAUUAUUAUGUGUCUUGUAGUUUUGUAAAUAACAAGUUCUCUGAUUAAAAGACAGUCUUUUUCUAUACAA